UUCACUGUAAGUUUAAAACAUUUUCAAUACAGAACAACUUUAAAGUCUUCCCAUAAGCCAUAAUUGCCAACAACAAGAAGAAGAGAUUUCAGGGAAAAAAGAUACAGAGAGAUUAAGAGAAAGGUUCUCUCUGAUCUUUAUUUCCCGGAAUUGGAUUCUUAUUCAACUUUCAUUUUAGAGAAAAAGUGUUUAUUUGCAGAUCUAUUUGGAGCUUUUGGCUUGUGGGUUUUUCUUCUAUUGCAUGCAUGGGAGCAGUGGUUGUCUUGGAUGCUAUACUAAGCCCGAACUGAAUACCUCUGAAAGUAAGACAUUGAAGGAAGUCAGAGUCAAAAGUCACUCAGCAAGGAAGCCUAGCUUAUCAGAAGAUUUUUGGACCACCAGCACUUGUGAUAUGGACAAUAGUGCAUUUAUGUCACAGGGAAGCAUCUCGUCAAUUAGCAUAAACAACCAGGUCCUUGAUGCACAUGGUGGUGCUGGCAUCGCUAAUGCACCUUCUGAGUUUGUAAACCAUGGUCUUCUUCUCUGGAAUCAAACUCGGCAAUGUUGGGUAGGAAAUAAAAGAUCUGAGAACAGAGCACAGCAAGUGCGGGAAUCCAAAUUAAACACUCAUUGUCUCAGCAUGGUUAAAAACUUCUGGCUUUGCAGUUGGAACGCGACAUAUGAUAGUUUACUUGGGAGCAAUAAGCCGUUCCCUCAGCCUAUUCCCCUCUCAGAAAUGGUAGAUUUUCUUGUCGAUGUUUGGGACCAGGAGGGCAUGUACGACUAAGGCACAGAAAGUACAAGAUAUAUCAUAUUUGAAGGUUGGUCAAAAAUUGAAACCCAUCUCAGCUGUAACAUUUGAUUUGCUGUCAUAGUGAAAAAACAGUGAAGCAGAGCCAUGGAAUAUAUAUCUAUUAUCAAUUGUAACAUGAUUGGUCAUACGCCCUCUGGUGGAUUUUUGUUUCAAUUUAAAGGCCUUUUCGGACA
This is a messenger RNA of Pistacia vera, 966 nucleotides long. RefSeq lists its product as uncharacterized. The transcript has 6 exons. The coding region runs from base 242 to 766 and encodes 174 amino acids. The record is from RefSeq and is a predicted model, not a curated record. NCBI's taxonomy places the organism in Eukaryota, Viridiplantae, Streptophyta, Magnoliopsida, Sapindales, Anacardiaceae.